AUGUCCAAGGACCGCGCAAUUCGGGACCAACUCCGCAGGCAACGGCUGUAUUUUGUCAAAGACGGUCAGCUUUGGUAUCGCUCCGCGCUGUGGCCACUCCGCAUCGUCUCGCGGAAGGAAGGCCGCUACAUCUUGCAACAGGUCCAUGAUCGCGAGGGUCACUACGGCCGUGCCACGAUUCUCGCCAAGCUCCGCCUCCAGCAACGCCUCACUUGGCCGCGCCUCGUCAGUGACGUCGCAGAGUUCGUUAAGCGCUGCCAGACAUGCCAGCAGUUUGGGCCAACCGAGGGCACCACUCUCAGCCCGGUUGUUGUCAUCUCACCAAUGGAGACAUGGGCCGCUGACUUCGUGUCGAUGCCAUCAUCGCACGGUAUCAGCAAGCUCCUGGUGGUCAUCGACUACUUCUUGCGCUUUACAUGGGCGUUCCCAGUCCGCAGCGCCACCGGCCAAGAGGUCGUCAAGGCGCUCACGUUGCUUUGCAAGGCACUUGGCCACCUGCUGCAUACGCUCGUGACUGACGGAGGAUCCCAUUUUGAUUGCCAAGAGGUUGCAACUUAUCUCAAGAACGUCGGCACGCUACACCACAUCACGCCGUCGUACGCACCCUGGGUCAAUGGUAUGGUCGAGCGCGCCAACCGUUCCAUCCUCAACGAGCUCAAGAAGCUGUCCGCGCCAACAGAGGUCCCUAUCGGCGAGACCGCAUCCGCCCAAUGGCUGCCGCACCUCGAUGACGCACUCCGUGCCGUCAACAGACACCCGAUGAAGGAGCUGUCCGACCUGUCGCCCUUACAGCUACAUUACGGGCUGACGCGCUACCCACGCAAGGAUCUUGUCGCCGCGACCGUCGAGCCAACAGUCGAGCAACGCCAGCUGGCCCGCGCGUUUGUCGAUGCCGAUCGUGAGCGUGCCCAGAUCCGUCACCUCGGCAGCCAAGACCGCCAGCUAUGCACGUCAGCGCCGCGACGUGACCCCGAGGAGUUCAAAGAAGGCGAUCUCGUCCUCAAGUACAAGAGCAGACUCCGUUCCACCUACGCCACCGCAGCCAAGCUUGCACCGCGCUGGACGGGCCCAUAUGUCGUCGAGGCUAAGUUCCGCCGGUCGUACCGCAUCCGGCUCCUCGCCGAUGCGUCCCACAUCGAACGCGCUCAUCGUCGUCGUCUCAAGCGCUUCUGGCCAGCACUUCCCGAGGACGACGCAGAUCUCGACGCCCUCAACGCCAUCGUCGACGAGACCGAUGACAAGACUCCCGAGCUGUGA
This is a messenger RNA of Pseudozyma flocculosa PF-1, 1257 nucleotides long. RefSeq lists its product as uncharacterized. The record is from RefSeq and is a predicted model, not a curated record. Gene Ontology annotation, molecular function: nucleic acid binding. Gene Ontology annotation, biological process: DNA integration. NCBI's taxonomy places the organism in Eukaryota, Fungi, Basidiomycota, Ustilaginomycetes, Ustilaginales, Ustilaginaceae. Bases 1 to 1257 code for a protein of 418 amino acids. The transcript has a single exon.